This is a messenger RNA of Megalops cyprinoides (Indo-Pacific tarpon), 6468 nucleotides long. It is a transcript of the gene cacna1sa, whose product is annotated as calcium channel, voltage-dependent, L type, alpha 1S subunit, a. Gene Ontology annotation, cellular component: voltage-gated calcium channel complex; membrane. The record is from RefSeq and is a predicted model, not a curated record. Gene Ontology annotation, molecular function: calcium ion binding; high voltage-gated calcium channel activity. Gene Ontology annotation, biological process: calcium ion import across plasma membrane. NCBI's taxonomy places the organism in Eukaryota, Metazoa, Chordata, Actinopteri, Elopiformes, Megalopidae. The coding region runs from base 272 to 5881 and encodes 1869 amino acids. The transcript is spliced from 45 exons.
GCUCCCGUUCGCUGCUCUGAGUUCUCUGCGUCUCAGGGUGCGCUCACAGGCCUGAAGCUCCAGCGAAGAACCAGCCAUACAGUUUGGCGUGAGAGAGAGAGCGAGGGGGUGUGAAGAGAGAGAGGGUCAGGCGGAGCGGCGCAUGACGAGGACAAGUCGGGACACCUAAAAGCAGAGAGGACCGGGCAAGGCUGAGCGUGAGCCGGUGGAAUACAGUGAGAGGGAGAGCGGUUUCAGGGGGAAAGAGCUGAGGAGGGGGAACCCGGUAGCUAUGGAGGCCGGCAGCGACCAACCGAUGUCAUCCUACAUCAUGGAUGAGGAGACGCUGAAGAGGAAGCAGAGGGAGAAGCUGAAGAAGCUGCAGGCCACGGGUGGCAACCCCCGGCCCGCCCGAUCCCUCUUCUUCCUCACGCUGAAGAACCCCUUCCGCAAGGCCUGCAUCAGCAUUGUGGAGUGGAAACCCUUUGAGAUCAUCAUCCUCCUCACCAUCUUCGCUAACUGUGUGGCACUGGCUGUGUUCCUGCCCAUGCCGGAAGAGGACACAAACAACACCAACACCAACCUGGAAAGCCUGGAGUACAUCUUUCUGAUCAUUUUCACUCUGGAGUGCUUUCUGAAGAUAGUGGCGUAUGGGCUUCUUUUUCACGCGGACGCAUACCUGCGGAACUGCUGGAACAUCCUAGAUUUCGUCAUCGUGUUCAUGGGGCUUUUCACCAUCGCCCUUGACACCAUCAACCACAUUAGCGGAGUUGAGGCCCCGGUGGGCGAGAAGGGGGGAGGGUUUGACAUGAAAGCCCUCAGAGCCUUCAGGGUCCUGCGGCCGUUACGUCUGGUCUCAGGGGUACCCAGCCUACAGGUGGUGAUGAACUCCAUCCUUAAGGCUAUGCUUCCACUCUUUCACAUCGCCCUGCUGGUAUUCUUCAUGGUCACCAUCUAUGCCAUUGUGGGCUUGGAGCUCUUCAAAUGCAAGAUGCACAAGACCUGCUAUUACACUGGCACAGACAUCAUCGCCACGGUGGAGAAUGAGAAGGCCUCGCCCUGCGCCCAAGCAGGAAACGGGCGCCGCUGCACCAUCAACGGCACCGAGUGCAAGGCUGCCUGGCCCGGGCCCAACCACGGCAUCACCCACUUUGACAAUCUGGGCUUCGCUAUGCUCACCGUCUACCAGUGCAUCACCAUGGAGGGCUGGACCGAUGUGCUCUACUGGGUGAAUGAUGCCAUUGGAAAUGAGUGGCCCUGGAUUUACUUUGUGACACUCAUCCUGCUGGGGUCAUUCUUCGUGCUCAACCUUGUGCUGGGCGUACUCAGCGGCGAGUUCACUAAGGAGCGAGAGAAGGCCAAGUCAAGAGGAGAGUUCCAGAAGCUGAGAGAAAGGCAGCAACUGGAUGAGGAUCUGAAAGGCUACAUGGAGUGGAUCACCCAAGCAGAGGUUAUGGACAAUGAUCAAGAGGGUCAAGGACUCCUGCCUCUUGAGGAAGGUGGCUCAGAGACAGAGAGUUUAUAUGACAUGGAGGGCAUGGGUCGUCUGAUUUAUUACUUCCGCCGCUGGCGCAGAUGGAACCGUUUUUUCCGCCGGAAGUGCCGCACCUGGGUGAAAUCCAAAUUCUUCUACUGGCUGGUGAUUCUGCUGGUCUUCAUCAACACUCUGGCCAUUGCCACAGAACACCACCAGCAGUCAGAAUCACUCACUAAUUGGCAAGACAACACCAACAAGGUGCUGCUGUCGCUGUUCGCGGCUGAGAUGUUUGUGAAGAUGUACGCCCUAGGCCUACCCUCUUACUUCAUGUCCCUCUUCAACCGCUUCGACUGCUUCGUGGUGUCGGUGGGCAUCCUGGAGCUCAUCCUCGUGCACAUGGACGUGAUGUCGGCCAUGGGCAUCUCUGUGCUGAGGUGCAUCCGGCUGCUGCGCCUUUUCAAAGUCACGAAAUACUGGACAUCGCUCAGCAACCUGGUGGCCUCCCUGCUCAACUCGGUGCGCUCCAUCGCCUCCCUGCUGCUCCUCCUCUUCCUCUUCAUUGUCAUCUUCUCCCUCCUGGGCAUGCAGGUGUUCGGGGGCAAGUUCAACUUCCCCGACCAGGAGGUGCGGCGCAGCACCUUCGACAACUUCCCCCAAGCUCUCAUCACCGUCUUCCAGAUCCUGACAGGAGAAGACUGGAACUCAGUUAUGUACAAUGGAAUCAUGGCUUAUGGAGGACCAGUCAUGCCAGGGAUACUGGUCAGCAUCUACUUCAUCAUCCUCUUCGUCUGUGGUAACUACAUCCUCCUGAAUGUCUUCUUGGCCAUCGCCGUGGACAACCUGGCUGAGGCGGAGAGUCUGACCUCGGCUCAGAAGGAGAAGGCAGAGGAGAAGAAGCGCAAGAAGCUGCUGAGGGCAAACCUCCCAGACAAGGCUGAGGAGGAGAAGGCCAUGCUGGCCAAGAAACUGGCAGAGCAAAGGGCCAAGAUAGAGGGCAUCCCCACCACAGCCAAGCUGAAAGUAGAUGAGUUUGAAUCAAACGUCAAUGAAAUCAAGGAUCCCUUCCCCCCUGCUGAUUUUCCCGGUGACGAUGAGGAGGAGGACCCUGAGAUCCCACAGAGCCCCAGACCCCGUCCUAUGGCAGACCUACAGCUGAAAGAGAAGGCCGUGCCCAUGCCAGAGGCCAGCUCUUUCUUCAUCUUCGGGCCCCAGAACAAGUUUCGUAAGCUGUGUCAUCGGAUCAUCAACGCCACCACGUUCACCAACAUCAUCCUCCUCUUCAUCCUUCUCAGCAGCAUCUCCCUGGCUGCCGAGGACCCCAUCGACCCCGUAUCCUUCAGGAACCAGGUCUUGGCUUAUGCCGACAUAGUCUUCACCUCAGUGUUCACAGCUGAAAUUGUGCUAAAGAUGACCACGUAUGGGGCGAUUUUGCAUAAGGGCUCUUUCUGUCGGAACUCCUUCAACAUCCUGGACCUGUUGGUCGUGGGCGUGUCCCUUCUGUCUAUGGGAAUGGAGUCAAGUGCUAUCUCUGUGGUGAAGAUUCUGAGGGUGCUGAGGGUCUUGAGGCCUCUGAGGGCCAUCAACAGGGCCAAGGGUCUGAAGCACGUUGUCCAGUGUGUGUUUGUGGCUAUCAAGACUAUCGGCAACAUCGUCCUUGUCACCAUGCUGUUGGACUUCAUGUUUGCUUGUAUUGGUGUCCAGCUCUUCAAGGGCAAGUUCUACAUGUGCACAGACCCCUCCAAAAUGACUGAGAAUGAGUGCAAGGGAUGGUACAUCAGAUACCAGGAGAACAGUCUCCACGAGAUGGAGAUCCACAAGCGUGAGUGGAUCAAUAGCGACCUAAACUUCGACAACGUGCUGAAUGGCAUGCUGGCGCUGUUCACCGUGUCCACGUUCGAGGGCUGGCCACAGCUUCUGUACAAAGCCAUCGACUCGCACACUGAGGACAUGGGACCCCUGUAUAACAACCGUAUCGAGAUCUCCAUCUUCUUCAUCGUCUACAUCAUCCUCAUCGCCUUCUUCAUGAUGAACAUCUUUGUGGGCUUCGUCAUCGUCACCUUCCAGGAGCAGGGCGAGCAGGAGUACAAGAACUGCGAGCUGGACAAAAACCAGCGUCAGUGUGUUCAGUAUGCUCUCAAAGCGCGACCCCUCCGGUGCUACAUUCCCAAGAACCCUUACCAGUACCGGGUGUGGUACAUUGUGACGUCCUGCUACUUUGAGUACCUCAUGUUCCUGCUCAUUAUGCUCAACACACUCUGUCUGGGCAUGCAGCACUGUAACCAGUCUGACCACAUCACUCACCUCUCAGACACACUGAACGUGAUCUUCACUGUGCUCUUCACCGUGGAGAUGAUCCUCAAGCUCAUGGCCUUCAAAGCCAAGGGAUACUUUGGAGACCCCUGGAAUGUGUUUGACUUUCUCAUCGUCAUCGGGAGCGUUGUUGAUGUCAUCUUGAGCGAGAUUGAUGCCGCUCUUGCCUCCAGUGGCGGACUGUACUGUCUCCAUGGUUGCGCGGAGGUAAACCCGAUGCAAGCUAUAGCAGACUCUGAGAAUGCCCGGGUCUCCAUCACGUUCUUCCGAUUGUUCCGAGUCAUGCGCCUGGUGAAACUACUGAACCGAUCAGAGGGUAUCCGGAACCUUCUGUGGACCUUCAUCAAGUCCUUCCAAGCCCUGCCCUACGUCGCCCUCCUCAUCGUCAUGCUGUUCUUCAUCUACGCCGUCAUUGGGAUGCAGGUGUUUGGUAAAAUAGCCUUGGUGGACGGCACCCAGAUCAAUCGGAACAACAACUUCCAGACAUUCCCUCAGGCCGUCCUGCUGCUUUUCCGGUGUGCCACAGGGGAGGCCUGGCAGGAAAUCAUGCUGGCCUGUAUGUACGGGAAGCUGUGCGACCCCAAAUCCGACUACCUGCCUGGAGAGGAGUACACCUGUGGGUCCGGCUUCGCCAUCCUGUACUUCAUGAGCUUCUACAUGCUCUGUGCCUUCCUGAUUAUCAACUUGUUUGUGGCAGUCAUCAUGGACAACUUUGACUACCUGACACGUGAUUGGUCCAUUUUGGGUCCCCAUCAUCUGGACGAGUUCAAGAAAAUCUGGGCAGAGUAUGACCCAGAAGCCACCGGGCGAAUCAAGCACCUGGAUGUGGUAACUCUGUUGCGGAGAAUCCAGCCCCCACUGGGCUUUGGGAAGUUCUGCCCUCACCGCGUGGCUUGCAAGCGACUGGUGUCCAUGAACAUGCCACUGAACAGUGAUGGUACAGUCACCUUCAACGCCACCCUGUUUGCCCUCGUCAGAACGGCCCUUAAGAUCAAAACUGAAGGUAACUUUGAGCAGGCCAACGAGGAGCUGCGUGCUAUCAUAAAGAAGAUCUGGAAACGGACCAGCAUGAAGCUUCUGGACCAGGUCAUUCCGCCUAUCGGAGAUGAUGAGGUGACCGUGGGCAAGUUCUACGCCACCUUCCUCAUCCAGGAUCACUUCCGCAAGUUCAUGAAGCGCCAGGAGGAAUACUACGGCUAUCGCCCCACCAAGAAGAACGCCACAGAGAUACAGGCGGGCCUGCGUAGCAUUGAGGAGGAGGUGGCCCCGGAGCUCCAGCGGGCCAUUUCUGGAGACCUGACGGCGGAGGAGGAGAUGGACCGGGCCAUGGAGGAGGCUGCGGAGGACGGCAUCUACAGGCGUUCAGGUGGCCUGUUUGGGAACCACGUGGACCCCUUUGCCAUGGAGCGGAGCACCCCCCUGCCCACCCAUGUGACAAGCCAGCGCCCCCUGCAGCUCUCUGAUAACCGGCCUGGGGACGCAGAGAUGUCCCCUGACUCUGUCUUCUUGCCCAACACCGAGUUCUUUCCCAACACGCCCACCAGGACCAACGCCAAUAACAACAACUUUAACAGCAAUGCAGGGGAAUGGCUUGCCUGUGAGAGAGAGGGGCACACGUAUCUUCAAACCAUCACAGACACCAGCUACAAUACCAGGGAAGACAGACAACCAUUCACACCAGGAAAUCCCAUGACAUUUCCGAUGGAUGGCACCCCCCAGAGCAACACUGCAUACAUGCUCUUUCCAGAAACUACAGUGAGGACAGACAGUACUCAGUUCCCAUACCGCUUCACUCAGAGAGGUAGAGGGUCAAAUAACUCCCAGCAAGCAGUGGGGCAGGGUCCAGUGUCUGCAGCUGAUCAGCUCAUCCAGGAGAUCCUGACAGGGGGUGGUCUAGAAGACCUGGCAAGAGACCCCAGGUUUGUGGCAGUGACGCGACAGGAGAUGGCUGAGGCCAUGCGCCUGGAACCAGAAGACAUGGAGGAAGCAGCCUUGGGCAUUCUUAAUGGUCGCAGGGGUCGUGUGGCCAAACGGCGACAUAGGCCCACACCUGUUCCUCCCUGCCCCAGUCAAGCCAAACAGCAGGACUCAAACAUGACCGACAGUCACUUGUAGGCCCAUCAAUAAACUGCAGUGUGACUUCAUUGUGGCAUCACGCCACCCAAGCCUUUCUAGGUCACAAGCCAGGAAUGUAGACCCUGAUUGGUCAUCUUGGAAAGGAAACGAGACCAGAUGUUGAUCAGGCUGAACUGGUUAAUAAGCAGUGGUUAGCCCCAUCAGGUGUCAUUUUAAGAUGAACAUAGUUGGUGUUUUGCAGACCAAAAACAAAAACAGUGCCUUUACAGAUAUGAAAAGGAAUUGCUUAGUUUUCCUACAUCUAGCCCAGAUUUAUUUAAAGAAAUAAAUAAAGAAAACAGUUUUAGGAGCUUCUUUCAUGUUUCCAUAUUUGCUGUAUCAAUAAGUAUGGUGGCAAUUUUUUUUUCAAAACCAACCCAAAUGCUUAAAGGGACAGUCAAUUGUGAUGAGCUCACAACAUAAUAAGCAGCCUAAUUGUGGGGUUGUGUAUUCUGAGACAGGAAGUGGGAGCUUCACUGCUGAUCAUGAUGAAGGAAACACCUUGGGUUGACAGUCAGGAGCAAAGGAGAAGAAGUGAAAUAUAGUGAUUUAUUCAGAUGGAUUUAUUUCUCUGUGUUCGGCUUUUC